Durio zibethinus is the source of this 1494-nucleotide messenger RNA. Its product is annotated as putative protein phosphatase 2C 39. The record is from RefSeq and is a predicted model, not a curated record. NCBI's taxonomy places the organism in Eukaryota, Viridiplantae, Streptophyta, Magnoliopsida, Malvales, Malvaceae. Gene Ontology annotation, biological process: protein dephosphorylation. Gene Ontology annotation, molecular function: protein serine/threonine phosphatase activity.
UUUAUGGGAGUUUACAGGAACCAAAAGUAAAGACCAAAACAUGGAAAAGAAGAAAAAAAGUUGAGAAAAGACAAAGGCGAGUGUGAAGAACGCGUCAUGGAGUUAAAGCAAAGAACGCGCCGUGUCAACAGUUGAUCCUAGUGCAACAAACACCUGUCUCCCUCUUCUUGUUCUUACACUUCUCUCUCUUAGCUUCCUCAUCCUUAACUUGUUUCUGUCUGUCGGUCAGGCCUUUCUUUUUUUUUUUUUCCUUCUCUUGGCCACUGUGUCAUCACACCUUAGCCCUCUCAACCAAAAAAAAUACUAUAUAUAUACUAGCUCUUUCGCUUUAAGGAAGCUAUGAUUGGCAGAGAAAUCCUCCUUAAGAUGAAGGAAAAAGUACAAGAAAAAGUUGGCUUAGGUUCCACAGCUGAAUCUGGAAAAGGGAAAAGUAAGAUGUCAAAGAACAUAACACAUGGUUAUCAUUUAGUGAAGGGGAAAGCACAUCAUCCCAUGGAAGACUAUGUUGUUGCAGAAUUUAAGCAAGUUGGUAACAGCGAGCUUGGUUUAUUUGCUAUAUUUGACGGUCAUCUGAGCCAUAUUAUUCCUGAUUAUUUGAAGUCACAUUUGUUUGAUAAUAUCUUGAAUGAGAUUCCAUUUUCUGUCAAGCAGCCUGACUUUUGGACAGAACCAGAGACUGCAAUUAGAAAAGCAUAUCAUAUAACAGAUACAAAUAUAUUGGAAAAAGCAGUUGAUUUGGGCCAAGGGGGUUCAACGGCAGUCACAGCGAUAUUGAUCAACUGCCAGAAGCUAGUAAUAGCAAAUGUUGGUGAUUCUCGGGCUGUUAUCUGCAAGAAUGGUGAGGCUGUACAGUUAUCAGUUGAUCAUGAGCCCUCCACAGAAAAGGAGAGAAUUGAAAAUAGAGGUGGUUUUGUGUCAAACUUUCCAGGGGAUGUUGCUCGUGUUGAUGGGCAGUUGGCAGUGGCAAGGGCAUUUGGUGACAAGAGUUUAAAGAAACAUCUUAGUUCAGAGCCGGAUGUGACCGUAGAAAUGAUUGAUGAUGAUACAGAGUUAAUAAUAUUGGCAAGUGAUGGUUUAUGGAAGGUAAUGACAAACAAAGAAGCUGUCGAUGCUAUCAGGAACAUUAAGGAUGCUCAGUCUGCAGCAAAGCACCUAACUGAGGAGGCUGUUAAGAGGAACAGCACAGAUGACAUCUCCUGCAUUGUUGUAAGAUUUUAGUGAUCUUAAGCGUGGGAACUCUCCUGCUUUCAUAUGAUAACAAACUCCUUUCAAAUGAUGUGCAUGCACCUUUGUUAUGCUAAUAGAAUGUUAUGCAUAUUUUGUGUCAUAUUAGAAGCUUUCUAUACAUAAGCAAAAUGUACCGAAGCUGCCUAAUGGACUAGAUGAGAUUCAGAUGUAAACUCCUUAUUUUUCUGCUCAAUAUACCUAGCUAGUUGCUUCUGUCAUUGCAUCAACGUUCAUUUUAAGUCAAUUGGAGUUGGGCCAAGUUUUAUG